AUCGUUGUCUGUAUAUACUAAGCGCCGACAACUACUGGCCAAACAGUCAACGAUUAGACAUCAAUCGCGGAUAGAAAUAUCUAACCGAAAGUCUAAUACUAAUAGAAAAUCAUGUAUUCAAUGGAUAACUAGGGCUCACAUGUUUGAUGUGGACAUUGAAUACUUGAAACAAAGAUAUAAGUAUAGUUGUAUUUUUUUGUUGGGUAUCAACUAUGCCGACAAUCAGGAAAUUAAUUCGUCCGGUGCGGCAGUCAUUGUGGAUACUGAAGCAAAUAUUGCCGUAACCAAUGCUCACGUAGUGGCCGGUUAUGAUCAUAUGUUUGCCUAUACAUGUUUUCAGGCGCAGACCAAACAAUUGCCGGAACAGUCGACCGUCGAAAAGACAGAUAUGUUGGUGGCCCAAGUGAUAUAUAUUGAGAAUCACCUGGAUCUGGCACUUUUACAGCUAAUAGAGUUGGCCGAUCUUAGCCAACUUUUGCCAAUUAUGCCGCUAGUCGACCGUCCACACGAACUGGGCGAACAGGUAGCCAUUUUGGGUCACGGUGCUGGCCAAUGGUGGAUAGUCAUUGUCGGCUAUAUUACUACAAACACACCAUUUGAUACGAUAUCGGAGACACAGUAUGUACCGUUGGGUAGUAUAUUAGAUAAAUCUGAAUCGUUUGUUUUGCAUCAAUCAAAUACAAUUCCCGGUACGUCCGGUGCGCCUAUAGUUGACGCCAAACACAGGAUUAUUGGAAUUAAUUCGGGAAUAUUAGAGUUGUCUAACAAACCUAAAAUCGGUACCCAUAGUAAAACUGUAAACGCAUUUCUCGGAAGAGCCGGUUCUUAUGUUCGGUCAUAUGAACGGGAUAUCGAAAAAUUCAAUCGAAAUCAACACUAUUAUCCAAAAAGUGAUUAUCAAUUGGGUAUUGUUUUAUCAAAAAAUACUGAUAUUAACACCGAUUUUAUGGUCGUCGAUGUUAUUGACAAACGCAUGACUGUACUUCAGAUCAAUGAUAUGAUACUUGAAAUCAAUGGCCAACCGUUUACCGAUAUUAACCAAAUGACUGAUGCCAUCAAUAGUUUUGGUGUUGAAAUUAUUUUGAAUAUCAAUCGCAUCAAUAAUGUAAUGCCAGUGAUAGUCAAUAGUUUUGAUUACGAAAGUACACGUAUGCCACAAAUGGUUUAA
Oppia nitens is the source of this 1168-nucleotide messenger RNA. RefSeq names its product serine protease HTR4-like. NCBI's taxonomy places the organism in Eukaryota, Metazoa, Arthropoda, Arachnida, Sarcoptiformes, Oppiidae. Gene Ontology annotation, biological process: proteolysis. The transcript is spliced from 3 exons. Gene Ontology annotation, molecular function: protein binding; serine-type endopeptidase activity. Bases 140 to 1168 code for a protein of 342 amino acids. The record is from RefSeq and is a predicted model, not a curated record.